UGAUGUAUAUAAAACGACUUCGAAGUGUCGGUAUUCAGAUAAGUGUUAGGAUGCGAUGUUAUGUCAAGGGUCAGUAGUAAACAGAAAUAGAUCCAGUUUUAUUUGAUAGAGGGCUUUCUCUAUGUCCAGCGUAUUAUGGCGCCAAUGUUCUAUAAAUAUGUGUUGGUGAUUUUUUGGUGUUUGCAUUUGGGGUGUACGGAAAAAAUCAACAAUUCUUUGGAAAAGCUACAAGAUGAGAAUUCAAGGAAAUCCACCACAAUGUAUGAUUACCAUACGAGAAUGUCAGCUUACAAGGAUUUGGUUGGUUCGGGAUGUUACAUAGAGUUCAUAAAAAAUGGGGAACCAUCUCUGAGUGGAAGAAUACGAGACUAUCCAAAUAAGAAACUACCUGCUGAGCUUUAUAUAUCCGAAGAAAAAUUAUCAAAGGGUAGGAUUUGGGAUCUCGCCGGUCCAAGGAUAUGGGAAUUUUGCAGAGGUUUUCCAACGUAUUUAAUCCAAGAAGUGAAGAAUAGGGAUCCCAAAGCAGUUGACCCAGACGAUAACGACAUUAUGAAAUCCCGUUUGAGGAAGAGGAGAUCUACCAGACAUUAUUUCGUUGGGAGAUUGAGAGGACAAACGCAAUCUCAGUAUAUGAACUUCGGCCAUUCCAACAGUUCUAAUGGAAAAGCAGAAGCGGAAUCAGAAUACGGUUUAUCCAGAGCCACAGUCGUGGGUACGAAUGGAAUGGGCCAAGCGCAAAGCCAAAGCAGCCCACUGGAUUGCGAUGAGUGUUAUAGGCCGAUCAAAACCGAAUAUGAACCAGUCCGUGGCCCUGCGGCCGGCGAAUGGGACACUACGUCAGAAUCGGGCUAUCCUGGAAAACCUGGAAGAGGACCAGGAGCUAUAACUCAACCAGGAUCACCUGGAAGACAAAUACCUGGAUAUCAACCAACUGGGCCAACACAACCAAAAUAUCCAUUAGUUCCACAACAACCUGGUUAUCCAGAACAUCCAACGGGAUAUCCAUCGGAACCUGGAUUUUUAGGGAGGCCAACAGAACCUCCGUACCCAGUACAGCCAAAGCAACCUGGAUAUCCAGUUGGACCCACACAACCUUUGUAUCCAAGCGGACCAAUACAACCCGGAUAUCCAGCGAAACCCACGAAACCUAGCUAUCCAGGCGGAGCAAUACAACCUGGAUAUCCAGUUGGACCAACACAAACUGGUUAUCCAGUUACACCAACACAACCUGGAUAUCCAGACGGAGCAAUACAACCUGGAUAUCCAGUUGGACCAACACAACCUGGUUAUCCAGUUGGAGGAACACAACCUGGAUAUCCAGGUGAACCAAAACCAACUGGUUAUCCAGUUGGAGGAAAACAACCUGGAUAUCCAAGUGAACCAAGACCAACUGGUUAUCCAGUUGGAGGAACACAACCUGGAUAUCCAGGUGAACCAAAACCAACUGGUUAUCCAGUUGGAGGAAAACAACCUGGAUAUCCAAAUGAACCAAGACCAACUGGUUAUCCAGUUGGAGGAACACUACCUGGAUAUCCAGGUGAACCAAGACCAACUGGUUAUCCAGUUGGAGGAGCACAACCUGGAUAUCCAGGUGAACCAACACAACCUGGUUAUCCAGUUGGAGGAACACAACCUGGAUAUCCAGGUGAACCAAGACCAACUGGUUAUCCAGUUGGAGGAGCACAACCUGGAUAUCCAGGUGAACCAAGACCAACUGGUUAUCCAGUUGGAGGAACACAACCUGGAUAUCCAGGUGAACCAACACAACCUGGUUAUCCAGGCGGAGCAAUACAACCUGGAUAUCCAGGUGAAUCAACACAACCUGGUUAUCCAGUUGGAGGAACACAACCUGGAUAUCCAGGUGAACCGAUACCAAGUGGUUAUCCAGGUGAAGGACGCCAACCAGGUCGUCCAGUGGCACCAACACAACCUGGUUAUCCAAGUGGAGCAAUACAACCUGGGUAUCCCCUUGGACCAACACAACCUGGCUAUCCAGUUGGAGGAACACAACCUGGAUAUCCAGGUGAACCAAUACCAACUGGUUAUCCAGGUGGAGCACCCCAACCAGGUGGUCCAGUGGGACCAACACAACCUGGUUAUCCAAGUGGACCAACGAUAACUGAAUACCCUGUAAUUCCAACUCAACCUGGGUAUCCUGGUGGGAGAACGCCAUCGGGAUAUCCUGUCGGACCGUCACAGCCAGGAUACCCCGUUGGAACAGGUCAGCCUGCUUAUCCCGGCGGACCUGGACAACCUGGAUCUCGAGGUAGACCUCCCCAACCUGGAUCUUUAGUUACACCAUCGAAACCUUCAUAUCCGGGGAAACAAACACAACCUGGAUAUCCAGUAGUAACAGGAUACCCCUCAGUACCAUCCCAACCUGGAUAUCCUGUUGAACCAACACAACCGGGAAUCCGCACACAGCCUGGGUAUCCAAGUCAACCAUCACAACCACCAACAACUGGAUCAGGGGGAACGUUCGGAGGUGAUUUCGGGGGAGACUACCACACAAACAUAGGUCAUAGUGGAAGAUUUUCUGGUCAAUUUUCAGGAGUAUUCGACACAAAUGGGCAUAGAGUCUCCCAAGGUAUAUUCAGAUAUGUUCAUUUCAGCAUUUUUUCAGAGCCUACUGAUAACGGUCCAUAUACAGGAUACAGAUACCCAUAUUCUACGGAGAAACCAAGUUAUCCAGGUUAUGUGAGGCCUGUACAGCCACCCGGACCUCCUUCACAAGGGACUUGGUACCCAACACCAAACGGAGGGCAACCACAGUAUCCGCCAAGAGCACCAUCAGGGCAAAUCCAGCAUUUGCCAGGUACUGAAUAUCGACCUGGGCAAGUACAAUACCCACCUGGAGGUGUUUCAUAUCCAGAACGCUAUCCCCCAGGAAUAGGUACAGGCCAAGGACAGCCUCCAACUGGCCCUUACCCUUCUGAAAUAGUGCCAGGACAAGUGGGGUAUCCCACCGGGCCAAUACCUGGUCAAGCACAAUAUCCCUCUGGAGGCCAGACCCAAUACCCAUUGAAUCCAAUUCCAGGGCAGAUACAAUAUCUGCCAGGCACAGCUCCCGGCCAAAUUCAAUACAAACCCGAGAAAGUUCCAGGAAAGAUACAGUACCCGCCUGGAACAGACCAGACUGGGCAAGCUCAGUACAUUCCUGGACAAGGUCAAUACACGCCCACUGCCACCAAUGGCCAAAUUGGAAAUGGACAAGCAGGCGAGCAGUAUCGGCCAACCGAAGACGGCGAUUCUCAAGUGCUGGCAUCUGUGCAGCAAAAUAGCAACCAAACGCAGGCAAGUGCGCAAGCUCAAGGGAAAUUCGAAGGUGGCACAGCCCAAUCACAAGUAACCGGAACAUAUUCGGGAAGUGGAUCUUUCAGUGCGUCUGCGGGAAGCGACGACGGAAGACGAGGUGCCCUCACACAAAUAUCCGGAGGUAAACAGGGCGCCACUAGCGCGGCUCAAGGUCACGGCGGUCAAGGCCAGUCUCAAGCUCAAAUGCAACUAUUCUCAGAUACAGGGAGAAUCCUUUCCGCUGCGCAAAGUGGGGGGAAAGCCUUCACUUCUCAAACUCAGGUACAAGGAGGGGAAGAAGGAGGAAUGGCCAAUGCACAGUCGAAUGGUUCGGGUCAAACGUCCUCGCAAGCCCAGAUCGGUUUUUCUCCCUACAAAAAAGACGAUCCGGCUGAUGCGAAUCAACAGAAUCAUUUCUUGGGAGGGGGAACAGCUAGCGCACAAGGUGGUUCGGUCUACGGACAGUCACAAUCUCAAAUACAAGGGAAGUUUAAAUACGGUAUAAAAUAUAGCGGUGGGGCCCAGGCGCAAACUGGAAAUGGAAAAGAUAAAAAUUUCACCCAGAUUACGUUCGAUCCAAAAUUUCAAAUUAAACCCAUAAUUCCCCUUCCACCAUCCAACACUCAAAAUACAAAUACUGGCACAUUUGACACCGAAUACAAGAAAGAAGCAACACGAGACGAAUCUAAUUCGAACGACGAAAACACAAUCAGGCCCGAUGAUCAGGAUUCGAUAAAACCAGCGAGUCAAGGUUCAGUUCCCACGAAAACCGACACCGAAGACAACGAAGAAUACGAUUACGAAGAAAACGAAACCGAAAAACCCGCAAACAAUCAGGUUUUAACUCAAACUAGGGAUGGUCAAACCCAACACAUAGUCCUACCCAAUUUGAGAAAUUACGAUGCUAAGGUGGUCCAAACUAAUUUCGAUGAUUUCCACGAACGAGUCUAUCAACCAAAUGAUAACGUGCAUUUGAGAAACGGGGAUACUUUUGAAUCAGGCCAGGGAAUUCCUGGGAUUUCGGGUUACAGAAUUCCCCCAGGAUUUAGGGGGAAAGUGAAGUCAGUCGCAAGUCCCACGCAAACCUACGCCAUUGGCAAAAAUUCCCAAGCUCAAAGUGUAACGAUAACACCUGGAACCGGACGAAUCACCUAUCAAAAACCGAGUAAAAAAAGAAUCAACAAUUAUGAAACUUCCUACAACAAUCACGAACCUUAUCAAUAUUUCUUCAGAAGUGGCGAGACGGCAGUGCCCAACUUUUUCUCCAUAUCCAAAUCCGAAACGGGAUAUGAUAACCCUAAGACUGGAAAAAGAGUAUCCUCAACCCAUUACACCCAAUCUUCGACUUGUGGUUUUAUCACUAAUACGUGUGUUAUAAGGAACAAUCAGAGAGUGUGUCUACCAAACUUUGUAAGGAAUGCAGAUGGUUCCAUCAGAAUUUGUUGAAUAAGAGAUGUUUGGUUUUGAAAAAUCUUGUCCAAUAUGCAAAUUUCAACAGUUUGUGUUCAUACUUAGUAUUUAAUUCUAGGAAAUAAACUGAUUAUUUUUAUAA
Messenger RNA from Coccinella septempunctata (seven-spotted ladybird), 4846 nucleotides. RefSeq names its product collagen alpha-5(IV) chain (gene prc). Lineage: Eukaryota; Metazoa; Arthropoda; Insecta; Coleoptera; Coccinellidae. The record is from RefSeq and is a predicted model, not a curated record. The transcript is spliced from 7 exons. The coding region runs from base 136 to 4740 and encodes 1534 amino acids.